This is a messenger RNA of Gordionus sp. m RMFG-2023, 1242 nucleotides long. Its product is annotated as adhesion G protein-coupled receptor L2-like. Gene Ontology annotation, biological process: adenylate cyclase-activating G protein-coupled receptor signaling pathway; cell surface receptor signaling pathway. The coding region runs from base 1 to 1242 and encodes 413 amino acids. The transcript has 7 exons. Gene Ontology annotation, cellular component: plasma membrane. Gene Ontology annotation, molecular function: G protein-coupled receptor activity. NCBI's taxonomy places the organism in Eukaryota, Metazoa, Nematomorpha, Gordioida, Chordodea, Parachordodidae. The record is from RefSeq and is a predicted model, not a curated record.
AUGGUAAAUAUAGCUGGAUCUCCUAAGGCUAGUCAAAUAUUGACAAUAUCUUACGCACUGGACCCUAAGGAUACUAAGACAUAUCGAUGUGCCUUCUGGAACGUUCAAAAUAAGAAUAAUCUGCAUUGGGACGAUCAUGGUUGCACCACCAAACUCGCCGAAAAAUCAAGAUUGGAAUGUCAAUGCAAUCACACGACAAGUUUUUCAGUACUGACAGAUUACCAGUCUGUUCUGGCGGAUUUGAUCCCUAUCAACACCCUAGUAUUAGAUUUGAUAACUAACGUCGGACUGGUAGUUUCCAUUAUAUGCCUGGGAAUAACAUUCGCUAUUUUUGUCAAAGUUCGAGCUUUGCACACCGAAAGAAACGUUAUUCAUAAAAACAUGUGUUUAUGCCUGAUGUUCGGCGAAAUAAUUUUCCUGUCUGGAAUCAACUUUGUCCACAACAAAUUAGUUUGCAAAUUGGUGGCGCUACUUUUGCAUUACUUUUUCCAAGCCACCUUUAUGUGGAUUCUCCUAGAAGGGGUCUACUUGUUUGUGCUGCUAAAAAAUGUGUUCGACGACGAGAAGUCUUACAAGAUAUACUACUACUUAGUCGGAUACGGUAUACCGGGCAUAAUAGUAGGGGCGAGUUACGCGAUUAUGCCUUCCGGGUAUGGCACCGCUAAACAUUGCUGGUUAAGUACCGAGAAGAGAUUUAUCUGGGCCUUUCUGGGACCCGUAUUGGCUGUCAUACUGUCGAACAUAUUCAUUCUCAUAUACUCCCUCUUAAAGGUCAUGCAGAUCAAAGCACCUUCUAACGAUAAAACCGGGAGAUUUUGGAAAUGGCUGAAGGGAUCAUUCUUGCUCUUGUGUAUUCUUGGAAUAACCUGGUUGUUUGGAUUCAUGUUUAUCAGCUACAAAACGCUCUUAUUCGCUUAUAUAUUUUGUUUGCUCAACUCAUUUCAAGGCUUGUUCAUCUUCAUAUUUCACAUAUACAUGAAUGAGAAAACCAGAAUGGCUUUUCUAAGGUAUCUUAGGAGAUCGAGCUUUUUCGGAAAACACUUCAAACCAUUAGUAACAUCGUCCGUUCUUGAAACAUCAUCUGGAAAACCCUUUCAGAUUUCUAAGGGCCCUUACUUUCUCACGAAUUUCAGCAUGAGAGGCUUUAAACCGCUAUCUAAUACAUCGGAAGUAGCAGAAGAUUCAUCUGAAAUCACGGGGGGAAGAUAUAAAAUGUUACUAGAAGAUUCGGAAAAAAUGUAA